GCUCGUCCCGCGUGCGAGUUCACGCGCUUGCCAUGCCGCGCAGUGUUAAGGUGGUGUGUUGUGGUGAAAAAACGGAGAGAGGACAAUACUCGCCUUUUUUCGUAACUGGAAUAUACAAAUAACUUCUGGAGCUGAAAAGCUUAGCUACUGUCUAGAUAUUGUGGCGGAAAGGAUAUUAUUCAUUAAACCGCGUGGCAACAUAAUGGCAUCGGACUAAUGUGCUAAGACCCUGCUUCUCAAACACUUCAGCCAAUAACUUUAGAGUUAAGAAGGAGGAAGAUUUCUAUAGGAUCAGAUGUCCAAACUAAGCGACCCCGUCUUGAUAAGAGCACAAGUGCAACUGUGAAGGUUGAGAAUGGGGUGUCAAGUGAAGAGCUGCAUUCCAAUACAGAGAGUAUGUUUGAGAAGGAGAAUGGCAGAAGAUCAUCAAGGAUGUCCUCAUGUGAGAAUGAGGACAAUCUUCCCGUCAUUGAUGGAAUUCCAGUGACACCUGCUGAUAAGGAGGAAUCCUCUCUAGAAGAUAUCUCUGUUUCCCAGAAAGCUGAUGAUGUGCAAAAGAUUUCAUCUACUGAAAAAGCUGAAGAAGUUGGUAAUGAAAGCAAACCAAAAGCAGAGGCCUCUACGAUAUCUGAUGUGGAACAACCUAGAAACAAUUCAGAGCCAUUGUUAGUGGACCCUGAGGAAACCUCUACCCUCACCAGCAGUCUGCCAGAUAUCAAAGCUGAAGAUCAGGAUGUUCCUGUGCAAAAUGAGGUUAAAGAAGUUAAUGCUGUUGUGACAGCUCCUAUGAAGCGGAAUCCACGAUCUGACAAUUCUGCUAAAUACAGUAGAGAACCUUUAACAAAUACUUUGAAGAAAACAGAUGAUCCAGCUCCCAAAGCUGUGACCAUGGAAUUGGAUCCCAACAGGUUUAAAUGCAAGUUUCUGGAUUGCUCAAAAUCCUUUCGCAAAGCUAAACUGCUUCACUACCAUAUGAAAUAUUUCCAUGGAGUUGAAAAAGCAGAGCAGGAACAGUCUCCUCUGACCAGACACAUGCAAACAAGAGGUUCUUUAGCUCAUGAAAAAGCCAACCAGGAAGCCCCAAAGAGGAGACGGACCACCUCUGGUUCUUUGAGUAAGAAAGACACCCCUUUACAGGUAUCACUUAGGAGUUCACCCCAAGAUGCUAAAGCCGAUAAGCUGAAUGAAAAGAGACGGCAUUCAACACCAGCCAUGAAUGGAUCAAGUGUUUCCCGUCCUUCACUUAGAGAGAAAAGCAAAGAGAAUCUGAUUGAAAAAGCUCACCUUAAGCCAGAAAGAACAGCAGAAAUUGAGCUCUCUGGCAGUGAGGAAAAUAUUGAUAUAUCAAAGGAACUGUCUCCUAAAAAACUGCUGCCUUCCAACCCAAGUGACUUGAAGACUAACUGUUCAGUAAAAAUAAUCCCAUUAAAGAGCUCUGACCACAGUCGUCGUAGAGAUUCAUCCAAAAUAAGUGAUGAUGAUAUGUUAAGUGAUUCUUGUACUGAGAGCUUGCUUUGGAGUGAUGAUGAUUACAAUGAAGAGAUUGAUGUUACAAAUGCUGAUGAAGAACUUGAAGAAGAUGGCGAUUGUGAAAUUGUCCGCUGCAUGUGUGAAGUUCAAGAGGAGAAUGAUUUCAUGAUUCAGUGUGAACAAUGUCUUUGUUGGCAGCAUGGUGUCUGUAUGGGGUUACUAGAAGAAAAUGUUCCUGAGAAAUAUACCUGCUAUGUUUGCCAAGAUCCACCAGGGCAGAGGCUCAGCCUGAAGUACUGGUAUGACCGAGAGUGGUUAAACAAUGGUCAUAUGCAUGGUUUGCCAUUUCUGGAAGAUAACUACUCCCACCAGAAUGCCAAGAAAAUUGUGGCUACUCAUAAGCUACUGGGAGAUGUGCAAAGGGUAAUAGAGGUUCUUCAUGGUCUUCAACUGAAGAUGAGCAUACUACAGAGCAAAGAUCACCCGGAUUUAAGGUACUGGGUCCAGCCAUGGAAACAGCAUGUUAAUGAAAAAUGCUUUAUCAACCGUAACUCAGAAGAGAGUUGCUGCAAGGAAGAUGUCACAAACUACAGGACUUUAAACGGGGCAAUGGAUAAGCCCUCAUCUGUUCCUUCUGUGGAGGAAUCCUAUAUCACCAGUGAGCACUGUUACCAAAAACCACGGACCUAUUACCCUGCUUUAGAGCAGAGACUUGUUGUUGAAACUCGAAGCUCAACAUUGGACACUGGGGUAGACCGAAUACGGCAGAGUAGGGAAGAUUCACUAGCUGAAAGACUUGGGUGGGACCUGGACAGAGAACUAAUUAAGACAGACAGUGAAUCAAAACAUAAUUACUGCAAGUCUUAGAGAGUUUUUUGGACUAUACAGGGGAACUUGAACCCCCUGAACCACUUGCACGGCUUCCUCAGUUAAAGCACCGUAUAAAGCAACUUCUUAUGGACCUUGGUAAAGUGGAACAAAUAGCUUUUUGUUGCUCAACAUGAUAUGACUGGAAGUUUUCAUGGAAGCCCUUCCAGAAGAAGAAUUUGCCUCCAGCACUGCAGAGCUUGGUUAGCAUGCAGAUUGUGUGUAGUAUGGAUAGACUGCAACUUCAAAGGAGGACACUACCUGCUCCACAGUACAAGCGCAGAUAGCUCAUACAGUCUGAUAAUGAGCUGAACUUUUAUAUGAAUGUAGUUGUGAGACUUUUUCAUUUUGUUUUCCUUUUGUUCCAGAGUGUUACAAUACAUGUCUCUAGGUUGUCAUUUCUUGCUCUUAACACCUCCAAACUGACAUUUUGCCACUAUAUACAGCUCUGCAUUGUAAUAAUAGUUGUCAUCCCUGUUAAGAAGUUUAUUUAAAUGUUUUCUAGCUUCUCUCUUCCUUUUGCAUACAUAUAGAACAGUAUUUAAUCAAUAAUAAAAUGUAGUCCUGACAUUUGCUCAAGUAUCGCAAUAACUGUUCAGCUCUUUUUAUUGUACUCUGUUGCAGCGGUAUUUGUAGGUGUUUUUUUCUUUAAAAUUUUGCUAUUUUUUGAAGUAGUGAUAAUACUGUCUCCUGUAUACCAUAAACUUGAGCAUGAUUUGAAAAGUUGAGAAUGAUCUAUAAUAUGCUUUUGUAUAAUUAACUUUCUAAUAAAUUAUGGCCAUGCUGUGCCUAAAGAGUGAGGAAAACUAAGUGAUAGUUGAAUAUAUUAUUUAAUACUGGUUCUAUGUAAAAUGGGCUGCUCUGUUAUUUUCAUGAAGAAUAUUAAAUGGCUACAAACCAGGUACUUUUAUUUCCUUUGCCUUUUUGUUUUUGCUUUCAAAGGUUAUUCGUUACCAUUCCAUAACUGUUAACAUGCUGCAUUUCAUUGUGUAGCUUUUCUGCGUUUAAGUCAUUAAUUUUCUGCAUGAGUUUAGCGGUCAUGAUGAAUCAACCAUCCAGCAUGGCUUAACCUUCUAUUUUGUAAUAACCUUUAACUGUUUCAAGUUAAUAUUCCUUACUUUUGAUCUAAGUAUUUAAAGUUAAUAGGAAUGAUACAAUAGCCUCCUGAAAUUUUGCUGACAAUAUUACACUUUAUUUCCCUGUGGUUUGACUCUGCAGAAUGGUUCAGAUCUUCAAAUAGAAUCAAUACAGAUGGUUUCUUAUAUUGUCUGAUUUGUCUGGAAUUUUUUUGCCACCUCUAUGGGCACUAUUAUUUUUUUUGUGUAUAGACUUCUUUCCCCUACCAUCAGUUGAACCCCAGAAAGGUAAUUGGAGGGCUAAGGCUAUCUGUAUUUGUUUCAUUUAAAGGCUGCAAAUAAUUAAAUUGUGUCUAAAUCUUCUUAGACUAAACUAUUUUCAAUGAAAUUGUAAUUUUUGUUUAUAUGUAAAUGGUGAGAUUUAUCCCUGUUUUUCAUGCAGUUUUUGUUAAAUAUUUUGUUGUUUUAAAUAGAACCACAUUUUUGCAUUGUUUGUCUCCAAACAGCAGGGGGGGGGGGACUCUUAAGCAGGAGAACUGAUUUUCUUUCUGAAAAUGUUCUACCUAAAAUAAAACUAUUUAACUCCA
Molecule: messenger RNA, 4000 nt
Organism: Bombina bombina (fire-bellied toad)
Lineage: Eukaryota; Metazoa; Chordata; Amphibia; Anura; Bombinatoridae
Gene: PHF20
Product: PHD finger protein 20
Biological process (GO): regulation of transcription by RNA polymerase II
Cellular component (GO): MLL1 complex; NSL complex
Source: RefSeq, a predicted model, not a curated record